Molecule: messenger RNA, 726 nt
Organism: Hemicordylus capensis (graceful crag lizard)
Lineage: Eukaryota; Metazoa; Chordata; Lepidosauria; Squamata; Cordylidae
Product: taste receptor type 2 member 38-like
Exons: 1
Coding region: 1-726 (241 amino acids)
Biological process (GO): detection of chemical stimulus involved in sensory perception of bitter taste; G protein-coupled receptor signaling pathway; sensory perception of taste
Cellular component (GO): membrane
Molecular function (GO): G protein-coupled receptor activity; bitter taste receptor activity
Source: RefSeq, a predicted model, not a curated record
AUGCCCAGCUCCUUCAUUUUCUUCUGGUCCUUUCUUAAUGCUCUUAGCUUGUGGUUAGCCACAUGCCUUGCAGUCUUUUACUGUAUGAAAAUCAUUGACUUCACCCAGCCAUUCCUUGUGAAAAUGAAGCUAAGAAUUUCCAGGAUGGUUCCACAGCUUGUCCUAGGAUCAGUGUUGGCUGCCUUACUUGCCUCCCUUCCGUACAUCUUGUUAAAAAAUUGUUACUAUUAUUGCAAUGAGACAAAGGCUAUUUCCGUUUACAGGAAUGGGACAUCCUCAAUUUUGAUCCCCAACAACCUCAUUUCAGCUAUUAUAUAUAUAAUGGGGACUUUUCCUUCUUUUAUUAUAUUUCUAGUUUCUUCUAUCCCAUUGAUUAACUCCCUUCUGCGACAUUUUAGGAAGAUGAAACAGAACACAGAAGGUUUUCGGGACCAGAGGAUGGACGUUCAUGUGAAAGCCAUUAAAAACUUGAUCUCAUUUCUUCUCCUCUAUAGUGCAAGUUUUGCAUCUGAAAUUUCACUCACUCUGUUAUCCAAUCCCUGGACAAUUUACAUGUCAAUAGCUAUCGUUUCUGCAUAUCAUUCAGGACAUGCAAUCAUUUUGAUUGUCAUUAAUUCCAAACUGAAGAAGACACUAAGCAAAGUUCUGUGUGGUAGCAUGGACCAUUCUCUAGGAAAAACACUGCCGUCUUCUCCCAAGAUGCCCGAAGAAACUCUGCCUUGUUAG